Calypte anna (Anna's hummingbird) is the source of this 2579-nucleotide messenger RNA. It is a transcript of the gene ARSG, whose product is annotated as arylsulfatase G. Lineage: Eukaryota; Metazoa; Chordata; Aves; Apodiformes; Trochilidae. The transcript has 13 exons. Gene Ontology annotation, molecular function: arylsulfatase activity. The record is from RefSeq and is a predicted model, not a curated record. The coding region runs from base 774 to 2372 and encodes 532 amino acids.
GGGGCAAAGGGAAUCACCCCAUAAGGUCCGGGGGGGUCUCUCCAGCCCUGCCCUGUCUCAACCAGGAGCUGGGGAUGCUCCAGGGGCUGGGGAUGCUCCAGGGGCAGCUUCUGCCCUGCAGGGAUCCAAACUGAGCACCUCCUCACCUGAACCGGGGGGAACACGACAGUCCCAGGUCAAGCCCCAGAAGGGGACAGCGAGUUGGCCAUAGGCAGCCACCUCGUGGGCUACUAGCCCCGUGGGCUACCGACCCCGUCCCCACGCCCGCCGUGUCCCGGGCACGGCGUGAACCUGCGGCUCUUGCGGGCGUCGCGUUUCCUCCCCGCGCCGCCGUCCCCAGCAGCCACCAGGCACAUUUCCCUCCUCCAUUUUCUACUCUAGAUCAUCGGCACGACUUUUUUUGCUCGGCAAGAGGAAACCAGAGCGGCUCCGGCAACGCUUCCCCAUCCCACCGGGGGAACUUCUCUAUCAGGCGAGUCCCUGCGCGUUCCCGGUGCCACCGGGGACCCCGUCAGCCGCCCCACGGGAGACCGGCCGGAGAGCAUCAUCUGUACCUGGGUGUGAAAGACAGAGGAGAUCAGAGGCACAGGAUGUGAUCAGAGACCUUGCAGCCUGGUGGGCAGUGGAGGGACCAACCCAGCCCCGUGGGAGCAGCUGAGGAGGGGACAUUUGCAUCACUGCCAGGACCUGGGGAGAUCUCAACACAGCAGAGAGAGUUUGGAGAAGACAAAGCCCCUGGUGCCCCAGCGUGGGUGGGAGGGGGGGGUGGCACCAUGGGGACCCCCUCCCCAGAGGUGGUGCUGGUGCUGGUGGUGCUGGUUGGGCUGAUGGGUCUCCGUGCCACGUGUGGGCAGCCCAACUUCAUUGUCAUCCUGGCUGAUGAUGUGGGCUGGGGGGACCUGGGGGCCAACUGGGCAGAGACGAAGGAGACCCCACAUUUGGAUGAGUUGGCAGCUGAAGGGACAAGGUUUGUGGAUUUCCACUCAGCUGCUUCCACCUGCUCUCCAUCCCGUGCCUCUCUCCUGACGGGGCGUCUCGGGGCACGCAAUGGGGUCACCCACAACUUUGCUGUCACCUCAGUGGGUGGCCUCCCCCUCAAUGAGACCACCCUGGCUGAGGUUCUGAGGGAGGCUGGGUACAGCACGGGGGCUAUAGGCAAAUGGCACCUGGGACACCACGGCCACCAUCACCCCAACUUCCGUGGCUUUGACUACUACUUUGGGAUCCCCUACAGCCACGACAUGGGCUGCACAGACACCCCUGGAUACAACCUGCCCCCCUGCCCACCUUGCCCACGCCACGGCAUGGCUGACAGGAGGAAGGACUGUUACACAGAGGUGGCCCUUCCUCUCUUUGAGAACAUCACCAUCAUCCAGCAGCCUGUCAACCUCAGCAGCCUGGCAGCUCGCUACGCAGAGGUGGCAGCACGGUUCAUCCAGCAGGCCAGCAACAGUGGUCGCCCCUUCUUCCUCUACCUGGCACUGGCCCAUAUGCACGUCCCCCUGGGGGUCCCCUCACUGCCCACCCCCCGGGGCAUCUAUGGAGCUGGCCUGAGGGAGAUGGAUGCCCUGGUGGGACAGAUCAAGAGGGUUGCUGACAGCCAUGGGAAGGGCAAGACACUCCUGUGGUUUACAGGUGACAAUGGCCCCUGGGCACAGAAGUGUGAGCUGGCAGGACGGCUGGGGCCGUUUGUGGGGGCCUGGCAGAGGCAGCGAGGUGGCAGCUCGGCCAAGCAAACGACCUGGGAAGGAGGACACCGGGUCCCAGCACUGGUUUAUUGGCCCGGCCACAUCCCUGCCAGGAGGACGAGCCCUGCUCUGCUCAGCACCCUGGACAUCUUUCCUACACUGGUGGCCUUGGCUGGGGCUGUCCUGCCCCCAAACAGACGUUUUGAUGGCUUGGAUGUGUCCCCAGUCCUCUUUGGGUGGUCGGAUGUGGGGCACAAGGUUCUGCUGCACCCCAACAGUGGGGCAGCUGGGAAGGACGGUGAGAUAGAGACCCUGCGGCUGGCACAGUACAAGGCCUUUUACACCACAGGAGGGGCCAUGGCUUGCGAUGGGAGUGUUGGGCCAGCUGAGCAUCACCAGCCACCCCUCAUUUUCAAUCUGGAUCUUGAUAUCCAGGAGCAGGAGCCUUUGGACGUGGCAUCCAGGGAAUAUCAGGCAGUGCUGCCCACAAUCAGCAGGGCUUACACCCAGGCUCUGGAGGACAUCUCAACAGACAACAUCUCGGUGGCAGAUUAUUCCAAGGAUCCAUCUGCAACCCCUUGCUGCAACAGGCAGCACCUGGCCUGCAGGUGCCAAGUGCCCCUGUCUCAGGCAGCCCCACUGGACCCUGGCACAGAAAAAAGAGCACCCUGGCUUUGUUUUUAAGCAAAUAAUUGCUCAGGUUGCUCCUUUCCCCGAGGCUGGUUCCUGGGAGUUGUUGGGCACCAGGUUGGAGGUUGGCCAAGGAGGAGAGGGAUGGAGGCUGCUCCGUGGGAUGAAGCUGGGAGGCUCUUCCAAAGUGCUUCCCAGCUCCAGAUGUUUGCUUCUCCUCAUGACCUCUUGGCUUUGCCCGGCUGACCUCCUCGGCACAAG